UCAUCUUCAACCCCUCCUCUUCUUCUCACCACUUCUCUCUCUAGAACAUGGAUGUAAACAGAAGAGCCAUGUCGGCGAGGAACACAGUCUCCUAUCUCCAAUGGCUGCUGCCUGCCAUUGGAGAAGCCACACAGCAGCAGGUGGGAAUACAAGGCAGCGUGGUGCAGAGGGGGAAGAUGAUCAAGACGGCUGCUGAUAUGGGGCUCGCCCAAUCCUCAAACGGGCGGCAAUACCACUGGUGCAGGGCCCUCAGGCUGAGGCUCCGGAGUUGCAGGCAGAAGAAGGCGCUGCAAACGAGGAGGCUCAGCAGAAUGCUGGUGAGGAAGAGGAAGCCCAUGGCGUCCCUGAGGAGGAGAAGGGAGAGGUCCCUGCUGUCGUUGAAGGGGAGGGAGAGCGAGAAGGAGGGCAUGGAGAGGAGGGUCAGGGCUCUGAAGAGGCUGGUCCCCGGAGGCGAGGGCAUGGCCUUGGAGAGGCUCUUCGAGGAGGCUGCCGACUACAUAAUGGCUCUCCAGGGACAGGUGACCGCCAUGAAGGCCCUGGCCAGCUUCUUCGACUCUGUAGGCGAUGAGAAGACGAUGAUGAACAGAGAGCCCUGUUAGCUGCAGCUGGGGAUUCUGCUUCUGCUUCUGCUUCUGCCCUGCCUGCCCUUCUUCUUUUCUUUGUUUCUUUCGAGUGUUAAACUAUCGAAGUAAGGAAGGAAGGAAGGAAGGUGAAGGGGAAGAAACCAACCCUUAUUUUUCUUCUUGGUUUCUGCUCUUUCCUCUUCCGCAUGUAAUUUUUUCUUUGUGGGUCUUCUUUUUUACUUCUUUUCUUCUCUUUUUAAUCUUAAUGAGAAGACAUCUGCCUCACCGACGAGGUGUUUUUUCA
Molecule: messenger RNA, 867 nt
Organism: Nymphaea colorata (pocket water lily)
Lineage: Eukaryota; Viridiplantae; Streptophyta; Magnoliopsida; Nymphaeales; Nymphaeaceae
Product: transcription factor bHLH148-like
Exons: 1
Coding region: 48-599 (183 amino acids)
Biological process (GO): regulation of DNA-templated transcription
Source: RefSeq, a predicted model, not a curated record